This is a messenger RNA of Mytilus trossulus (common blue mussel), 486 nucleotides long. RefSeq lists its product as uncharacterized. Bases 1 to 486 code for a protein of 161 amino acids. The transcript is spliced from 2 exons. The record is from RefSeq and is a predicted model, not a curated record. NCBI's taxonomy places the organism in Eukaryota, Metazoa, Mollusca, Bivalvia, Mytilida, Mytilidae.
AUGACUUUAUUAAAAAAUGGACUAUUCAAGGCAGCAGAAUAUAUCAUUCGAUGUGGGUGGCAAUUACAUAAAGAGCGAGGGUUUAGUUCUCUAAAAAUAUUACAACUUGCUAUAUCAGACAUUGAUAUAUGUGGAAGAUGGAGACAACCAGAUGUACGAAAUUCUAAAGAUCAAUUCCUGGAUUUUCUUGACAACAUAGAUAAGGGUCCAAAAUCUUUGUAUAUAAUGUGUAGGAAAAUAAUAAGACAACAGUUAAUUACAGCAUCAAAAGGGGCAGAGAUUGAGACAAAUAUCAAAAUACUUCCUAUCCCGUCAAAGAUACAAGCAUUCCUUGCCUUAAAAGAUUUUCUUCAUGAUAAAGAAAUAAUUAAACUUGAAAACAGGUUCAAUGUGUACGUUGGAUAUGAUGAAUCAAGUUCUGACGUACCGUCUAUUACAGGGGAAAAUGAUACUACAUACAGAGAUGAGGUGGUGGAUUACUAUUAA